Molecule: messenger RNA, 4138 nt
Organism: Rhinopithecus roxellana (golden snub-nosed monkey)
Lineage: Eukaryota; Metazoa; Chordata; Mammalia; Primates; Cercopithecidae
Product: collagen alpha-1(I) chain
Exons: 11
Coding region: 280-3657 (1125 amino acids)
Biological process (GO): microtubule anchoring
Cellular component (GO): centrosome
Molecular function (GO): microtubule binding
Source: RefSeq, a predicted model, not a curated record
AUAUUUUAGGGCAGGUGGCUUGGGCUUCCUGGAUCAGGGCUGGUCGUGAGGCCGAGAUGAUGAAGAUCCAGCCUGCCCCGCCGGCUCACAGUCGGGGAAGCGGGGGCGGCAUGGGAGAUGAGCGGGGCGGGCAGUCCCAGAGGGCUUCUCGGAGGCGGUGGCCGGUGCCUGGAGCGGCUAGAACCUAGGCGGUGACGCGGCCCGCCCUAGUGGAGCCCCGCGAGGCCCGGAAGCGCCGAACGCAGAGCUUUAGGAGCCUUGGGACGCUUCAAGCUGCAGAUGCUGGAGCGGAGCCUGCGGGAGGAGGAGCUGCGAGCACAGCACCAGGCCGCGCUGCUGCACCUGCGAGAGAUGGCGCUCCAGGAGAAAACGCUCGCGGAGCUGGCCUGGCUGGAGCAUCGGCGAGGGUGCCUGGACAGCAAGAGGGACAGAGCUGUGCUGGCCGUGCUGGUGGAGAAGCAGCAGCAAGCCCUCAGCAGAUUCGAGAAGGAGCAGAGGGAAAUCCAAUACCUGCGACACACGCAGCUGCUCAGGCACCGAGACAGGAAGCUGCUUCUGCAGCAUCAGAGGGACGUCGUCUCCAUGCCGGGGCCUGCAGGAGCCCUCCCCAUCCGCGGGCCUGCGGACACCCUCCCCAUCCCGGGGCCCGCGGAAGUCCUCCCCAUGAUGGGAACCGCGGAAGUCCUCCCCAUGACGGGGCCCGCGGACGCACUCACCAUCCCGGGGCCAACGGACGCCCUCCCCAUCCCAGGGCCCACGGACGCACUCCCCAUCCCGGGGCCAGCGGAAGUCCUCCCCAUGACGGGGCCCGCAGACAUCGUCCCAGUGCACGAGCUGCAGGCCCGGGCCAAGCUGCCGCAGGGUUCCAGCCCCAAAGUCAAGGCCACCUGGGAGGGCAGCUCAGAGACAAGCCAGCAGCCAGAGGCCUCCCUGUGUCCCCUGACCCUGCGCAGGCCCAGCAGCCCCACCAGCCGUCGCCCCCAGAGCAGCCCCGCAAGCUCGAAGGCCAUACGCCCUCCUGUGGAGCAGCAGGAUGUGAUGCCGCCCCAGACAACCUCCGACGCAGAUGGUCACCAGCAGCCUCCGAGGCCAGCGUGGGGCGAGGACACACAUGACCCCCGGAGCCCGCUGGUGGAGAGUCGCAGCCACAUCAGCCAAGAAUCUGGGAAGCAGCCUCAGGCCCCUCAGCCGGGCCUGCAGCCUGCGAGCCCCACCGACGGACAGCGGCUGGGCACAGCCUUUCCCGCCGAGGAGGCGGAGGGGCGCCUCCCCACAGCUCAGCGCAGGUCGCCGGAGGCGAAGGAGCCGCUCCCAGGAAACCCUCAGACCAAGCCUGGGCCUUCCUUAGCGGGGAAGCCCCGGGCUCCGACAGACAGCAGCCAUAUGAGGAGCUUCGGGGAACGCAGCCAACACUCCUGGGGCAGAGAAGGUCCUUGUGGCCCACAGGAAGCCAGCCAGGUGACUGAGGGCAGCAUGAGCGAAGAGGGCUCGGAAUUGGGGCUGGAUUUUGCCGAGAGUCGCGUAGAGGAGUCCCAGGAAACCGAGAGCUGGCGAUCAGGGGAGCAGAGGAUGGAGGCCUGCCUGCAGGAGGUCCCCGGCGUCUCCUCCACCUGGCUGGAAGCUGCCCAGGCUGCUGCCUUCCCAGCAGCUCCUGUGGCCCCUGAGGAGGUGGCGCCCCCGAUCCUGCACCAGGGCAGUCCCCUUCUCCCCGCCAGCCCCUCCUGCAGUCCCGGCGCUGAGUCUGCUUCCGGAACCUGCUGGGGGCCUUCGCAAGAAGCCAUGGUGUCAUCCCACACCUCCCCAGCAGGCUCUGUCACCAGCCUGUCCUGUCCCUCUCUCUGGGAGUUCCAGAAAGCAGCGGCUACCCUGGUCCAACUUUCUGAGAGCUCCAGCUCUCUUCCCGGCUCGGAAGCUAAAGACUCCCCAGACAGCGGUUUCGCCUGGCCUGGAGAGCUCUCUGCCCGACACUCCUCAGAGGAAGCCGGCCUGCCUUUGUCCUGGGGGCCAAACCAGGGUGAGCCUCGGCCAGGCAGUGUUCCUGGGGGUGGAGGACGGGUCACCUGGCAGAGGCCCCAGGGCAGUGGGGCCAGCCCCCUGCGUGGUUCCUCCUUGGACACGGCUGUGGCAGAAGGUUCAGCACCGGAGCAAAGCCCGAAGGCAGGCUGGCUGCUGCCUUUCCCAGACAUCCCUUCUCCAAGGUCAGGGUCAGAGCUGUCAGAGGCCUCCAGCAAAGUCUGGGACGAGGACAGCAAGGAGGACCUGCCAGAACCCUGUACCGGGGCCGAGCCAGCCUCGGGGAGCUCCCUGCCUGCAGGUGGCUCAUCCGGCCUUGAAAGUGGUAUGGAGCCCCAGGUAGCUCUUCGCUCCCCACAGCCUGGGGAGGGGCAGGAAGCUUUUGGGACCAGUGAGAGCCUGACCAGGGUGUCAGACACAGGAGAAGCACGCCAGGCACCCCCUGAGGCCGCCGGUGUGGUGUUCCCACCCCAAAUCUCUUCUGCCAGCGACUCGGACUCACUGCCAGCCUUUCCUUUGGGGACCUCUGGGAGUGAAGGAGCAGAUUUCAACAAAGGAGGAGAGACUUCUGGCUACCAGGAGGGAGCUCGGGAAGCUGACUCAAGUAUGUCCACCAAGAGCAAACUCCCGCGCCUCAUGCCAGAGCCCGAGACCCCAGUGACCCUGCAGGCUCCUCCCGGGGACCUGGGCAGGCUGGCACUCCUAGUAACUGAGAGCUGGGUGCCUGGGCCCGGUGGGAAUGGAUCCCCCACUGUCCUGGAGGAAGCCUGUCCCCGACUUGCCAGUGACAUCUUGAUUGAGAUCCUGUCUCCCGUGGACGAGUUGCUGUCCUACAGCAGUGCCGACCUCCCGUCCUCCAUCCACAGGGAGGACCCCCUACCCCCACCUCCUCCCACUCCCCAGGCACAGAGUGAUGGCGAAGACACCAACCCAGGCUCAGAUGCCUUCCCUUCCCCGCCCUCGGGGCCCCUCGGGGAGGACAGCGCUAUCACCACCCAGGAUUUGUCCUCCUUGUCUGAGGAGAGUCUGCCGGAGGGACUGUUUCCUGGGCUCCAGGGGUCCGCGGGAACCCAGGAGUCGGGGCUCUGCCUAGGAGUGGCUGGACCGGGUGGAAGCCUUGAGGACCAGUUGGGUAGAUGCAGUUCUAUAGCAGGGGAUGAGGCCGGAGGCAGCCAGUGGCCUGAACCUGUCAGCUGGCCAAGGCACCCGUCGUGUGAGGGGUCAGGCAGUGUCCCUGGAGGGCUCCCAGGGCCAUCAGUGCAGCCCCCAGCUCCAUCCAGAGUGGCCUCUGUGGCCAGGGAAGGUCUGUCAGGGCUGUUGGCAGCUGGUGACGCGGACAUGACGAUUGGCAGUUCGUCGGAGGACUGGGCUCCUGCUUUGGGCACAGGGUUCUGGGCUGAUGUGGCCUUUGAGGAGGUCUUGGGCAGUCGGGGAGAGCCCUGGGAAGGAGCACAGAGCUCUGGGUGUGCAGAGAGCCAGGGAGGGUCGGGGCAGCUCUUGGUGGGUCUGGAUGAGCUCCUAGACACUGCUUCAUCUGCAGUGGGGCCCCUGGGCAGCCGAGCCUGCUUGGCCAAGACCCCCACCAGGGGCCGAGACCCCAAAGAAAUGCUGCGUAAGAGCAGGAAGGCAGCCACAUCCCCAUAGGCAGCCACACCUCCACGUCCCUGGCAAGCAGCCCCGGCAUCCUCUCCCCUAGGCCAAAUACCCUUGGCCACCAGUGGAAAGUGUGGGUCCCUGGAGCAUGCCAGCGAGGACAUCGAGGGAGGCCUGAGCCGCCAGGUAGAGGACCCACCUGGGCCCGAGGGCUCACUGGGCAGAGAGCUGCUCCUGGAGACAGACUCAGGCUGUUGUGCGCAUCUCCCAGGUGUGGAGAGAGACCAGGCAGUGGACCUCGUCUCCACGCGGCUCACUAGGAGGGUCCCGCACGACUCCUUAGCAGCUCUCUCCACACUGGCCCCAGGUGCAGCCCCUAGGAGUGUUUUCUGGAACUACAGAGAUGCCCAGGAGUCCACGAUGUCAUUGUGAGCUGUGUGUGGCAUACACAUGCACACGUGGGAGUAAGAACCUAGAGGCCGGCCGGGCGCGGUGGCUCAAGCCUGUAAUCCCAGCACUUUGGGAGGCCAAG